Eremothecium sinecaudum is the source of this 3453-nucleotide messenger RNA. RefSeq names its product chitin synthase CHS3 (gene CHS3). The record is from RefSeq and is a predicted model, not a curated record. Bases 1 to 3453 code for a protein of 1150 amino acids. Gene Ontology annotation, molecular function: chitin synthase activity. Gene Ontology annotation, cellular component: cell periphery; cell septum. The transcript has a single exon. Lineage: Eukaryota; Fungi; Ascomycota; Saccharomycetes; Saccharomycetales; Saccharomycetaceae.
AUGUCCGACGAGCAUUAUAUCUUCCAUGAUGAAUCUUUGCUGAGAACGUCUUCCUAUGCUGGAGCUUACAUUCAAAGAACGGGUUCAUUGGUAAGACCAGAAAGAAACCAAUUUGAUGAUCCUUCAAAUCCACAUCAUUAUUAUGCUCAGAAGACUAAAGAGACUAGGGUAAGCGUUAAUCCUUCUUCGACUGGAAUCCAGCCAAAUACAGAUAUUUUUCCUUCAGAUAUAAUUUCCAAGGAAGGGCAAGUUUUAAAGCCUAAGAUUGCACAGCGGAGAGAGGCGGACCCUUUGUCACUAUGGCAAUUCUACUGCUAUAUGAUUACUUUUUGGGCUCCUAGUCCUUUAUUAGAUUUGUUUGGGAUGCCAAAGAAAGAGCGUCAGUUCGCUUGGAGAGAGAAGGUUGCUUUAAUAUCCGUUAUUCUCUAUUGUGGUGUCUUUGUUGUAUACUUGACUUUUGGGUUUACCAAUUCAGUCUGCAAUACCGAACAACCAAGAAUCCGCAAUAAUGAAGUGGGCAAUGAAUUCUUAAUCAUCAAUGGAAAAGCAUUCAACUUGCUUUUUUCGUCACAUCCUGCAGCGGCAGGAAUUGGUGCCGGAACUAAUAUUUUAUACGAGCCAAUUAGCGCUGCUGGCAAGGUGGGCUCUUUUUUAUUCCAAAAUGUGAACGGUAAUUGCAGAGGAUUAAUAAGACCAAGACAAAACUGUACAAUACCACAUGUUGGAGACGAUAUUGCAUGGUAUUUUCCAUGCAAAUUAAUUUCGCAGGAUGGAUCCACAGCUCCUGACUUUUCCGCAAACGAGUUCUACAGUGGAUGGGGGUGUCACACAUCAUUAGCGGCACGAGAAUCAUACUAUGAAUUAAAGGCUACCGCUGACGUAUACUUUACCUGGGAAGACAUUAAAAACUCGACAAGGAAUUUAGUUGUGUAUAAUGAUGAGGUUUUGGACUUGGACUUAUUAAACUGGAUUCAAGUAGAUGACCUUGAAAUUCCUGGAGCAUUCGAUGAUUUAAAAAAUGGAGGCCUACGAGGCUACGAUAUUUCAGUUAUACUAUCUAACAGCCAUGAAAAACAACUUGCUAGAUGCUUGAGCGAACUUGUCAAAGUUGGGGUCAUUGAUUCCGAUACAGUUGGAUGUAUUGCUUCGGAAGUGGUGCUUUACAUAUCAUUGAUCUUUAUUCUUUCUGUUGUCGCCAUAAAGUUUCUUGUUUCUUGCUACUUCCAUUGGUGUGUUGCUAGGAAGCAAGGUGCAUGUCCUGUCGAUAAUAAAACUUUAGUCAAGAUGGUGAAUGACAUUGAAGACUGGUCUGAAAAUAUCAAUACACAGGGUCCAAUUAGAGAAGUCACUGCACCAUUACCAGGAACUUAUCGGAAUGAUGGAGUCCCCCCACAAUUAAGAAAUAGGUUAUCAAGAUCAGACUUAAGAGGAAUUGCUGGCUACGAUGAAACAAUGGUUGAGAAAUUAAAAAGUUUUGGAGUUACUACCAUGACAAUCCAAAGUGUGCUUAAAGACUGCAAUGAAAAGCCCUUAUAUGGGCCCAAAACAUCAACCUCAUCGAAUGUCCUACAUUUAAACCCAUUCUCUGACGAUUUAUUUUCACAGCGACCAGUUGAAAGUUUGGAAACUUCUAUAUUACAUCCCAAUAUGAUCCCACAACCAAGUCCAGAUUACACUCCCUUCGGCUAUCCAUUAAUUCAUGGAAUAUGCUUUGUAACAUGUUAUUCAGAAAAUGAGGAAGGUUUGCGCACUACUCUUGAUUCCCUAGCAACCACUACUUACCCAAACUCUCAUAAAUUGUUAAUGGUUCUUUGUGACGGUUUAAUAAAAGGACAUGGUAAUAGUAAGUCAACUCCAGAAAUAGCAUUAGAUAUGAUGGAAGAGUUUGUAGUACCUCCUGAUCGCGUUGAAGCACAUUCCUAUGUAGCGGUAGCCUAUGGUACUAAAAGGCAUAAUAUGGCUAAAGUCUACAGCGGGUUUUAUAAAUAUGAUAAUAAUACCGUUCCACCAGAAAAGCAACAGAAAGUGCCAAUGAUUUGUAUUGUAAAAUGUGGAACUCCAGAUGAAAGAUUGGGACCAAAACCAGGAAAUAGAGGUAAGCGAGACUCACAAGUUAUUCUAAUGUCUUUUUUACAAAAAGUGACAUUUGAUGAAAGAAUGACGAGAUUAGAAUUUGAAAUAUUAAAGAACAUUUGGCAAACUACCGGGCUAAUGAGUGAGUUUUAUGAAUAUGUAUUAAUGGUGGACGCCGAUACUAAAGUAUUCCCUGACUCUUUGACACAUAUGGUUGCAGAGCUUGUUAAAGAUCCCAAAGUGAUGGGCUUAUGUGGUGAAACUAAGAUUGCCAACAAGAAACAGUCAUGGAUAACCGCAAUUCAGGUAUUUGAAUAUUAUAUCUCUCACCACCAGGCAAAAGCCUUUGAAUCAAUCUUUGGAUCGGUUACGUGUUUACCAGGAUGCUUUUCAAUUUAUAGAAUAAAAUGUCCGAAAGGCUCCGAGGGCUUCUGGGUUCCAAUUCUCUGUAAUCCUGACAUUGUUGAACGUUACUCAGAUAAUGUGACUAACAACUUGCAUAAAAAGAACUUAUUAUUGUUAGGAGAAGACAGAUAUUUAUCUUCCUUAAUGCUUAAAACUUUCCCAAAGCGUAAGCAAAUCUUUGUUCCAAAGGCGGCAUGUAAAACAAUUGUACCCGACCAAUUUGGGGUCUUACUUUCCCAAAGACGUCGCUGGAUUAAUUCCACUGUCCAUAAUUUAAUGGAGUUAGUCUUAAUUAACGAUUUAUGCGGGACCUUCUGCUUUUCCAUGCAGUUUGUGAUCGUUAUCGAAUUAAUAGGAACAGUUGUUUUACCAUUAGCUAUUUGCUUAACAAUCUACGUCCUUAUUUUUGCAAUUGUUGCAAAACCAGCUCCAGUUAUAACCUUGGCAUUGUUAGCCGUUAUUCUUGGUCUACCAGGUGUUCUUAUUGUUGUUACAGCAUCAAGAUGGUCGUAUUUGAUGUGGAUGGCAUUAUAUUUAAUUGCUCUUCCAAUUUGGAACUUUGUUUUACCCACAUAUUCCUUCUGGAAGUUCGACGACUUUUCAUGGGGAGACACCAGACAGGUUGCUGGCGGCGACAAAGGUAACCACUAUGAUGGUGAAGGGGACUUCGAUGGUUCUCAGAUACAAAUGAAAACGUGGAGGGAAUAUGAAAGAAUAGAGAGAAUGGACAGAGCAAACAAAAUUGAGUCAGUAGAUGAGAUAGGAGAAUCUGAAAGCGGAGGGCUAGGUGUUAUGAAGCAUAUCAAACAGUAUCUAAAUGCACCCAAGGUUUUCCCACCAAUUGAAGAAGGUUACGUCUACGAGGGCGGAAAGCAUAUACAAGGCACUAGUAGUAACAAUUCAGGAACCAGUGGUACUGGAAUUGUGCUCCAGGCUAUUGAACAAAGUGUUGACGAUUUUGAUGAUAUAUUCUAA